CCUUGAUCUUCAACUCAGAGCUACCGACUGCCCUCUUCCACCUCCCACCCAAGAUUUCAUCUCACAAUUUGAGUUUUCAACAACACAAAACACCUCUUCAAAACCAACAACCAACCAACAGCAAUCAACCAUGUGCUUCUCUGAUCUUGACUUUGCCACUAUCCAUGAUGUCAUUGAAUCCUGGGAAAGACUCCGUCAAAUGAAAGGCUACGAUGUCGAGGCCGGCACUCUUCUCUUCUCACACAUGUUCAACAAGUGCCCUAGCACCAAAACUCUCUUUGGUUUUCCGGUGGACAUGGCGACUGACCACGAAUCAUUGAAAUCCAACCGCAGAUUUCAAGUUCACUGCAAGCAUAUGAUUGCCAUGUUGGGCAAGGCACUCAAUAUGCUGGGACCAGAUGAUGAGUUGUUGACAGAAAUCAUGUCAGAUUUGGGGAAGAAACACUUCCACAUGGGUGUCGAUGACGAGCACUACUACAGAAUCAUGGGAGAUUCCUUGUUCUUGGCAUUGGGUGAACUACUGGGAAAGGACUUCUGCCCACAAGUGGAAGAAUCAUGGACCAUAGUAUAUGGUGAGAUUACUGCAGCCAUGAUCAAUCAGAUUCCAAAGAAAUGAGAUUGGAGGGCCGCGGUGACAAUCAAACAAUACAGACAAUAGAGAUAGAGUCGACCUAGAAUAGAAUAACAAUAGACCUGUAUGCAUAAUCAUAAUCCUAUCUCGGCUGCAGCGGU
Seminavis robusta is the source of this 732-nucleotide messenger RNA. The record is from the annotation of a GenBank genome assembly. Lineage: Eukaryota; Bacillariophyta; Bacillariophyceae; Naviculales; Naviculaceae.